UCGCUCGCUCGCUUGCUUUUUCUUUCUGGUACGAAGGGCAUCUUAAAAUCUUGAUAUUUAUUUUCUUACUGUAUUUUUUUUCCCUUAGGAUGUUUGCAAUGGUGCAGGACAGGGAGAAGAUUUUCCAUGAGAUCUUUUUGGAUCACUUCAAGAAAAAUAAGGUGGAGAUAGCAGAUAAAAUAACAAAACUAUUUCCUUUCCUCGAGACCCUCAGAGACCACUCUUUUAUUCCUGAUAAACUCUAUAAUGAUUCUCAAGAAGCCUAUAGAAACUUGGUUCCUGUAUCGAAUGUGGUGUACCGCGUUCUCUGCCACCUGGAGGAGACGUUUGAUGAGUCACUUCUACAAGUCCUGUUCAGCAAGGUUAACCUGAAGGAGUAUCCUGAUUUAAUUCAGAUUCAUAGAAGCUUCGAAAAUGUGUUUCAACACAAAUAUUUUUCUCAAAAAAGUGUCAGAGAAGAGACAGAAAAAAUGCCCAGCAUUCAAUCAAGAUGUAAAAAAGAUACAUGGGAGGUCAUUUCAUCUUGUCACCCAGAAAAUAUCCCAGAAGAUCAACAAACGAGGACAGCCCAUUGCCAAGCAUCUGACAUAAUAGUGAUCAACAGUGAGGACUCGGCAGAAUCCAGUGAGGAGAAUGAGUCCUGGGAAGCCUGGCGCUCAGCACUCGGAAAUGGACCUGGUGAGAAGGAGAUCAGUGGAGAUGACUCUCUGAAAGUGAAUCAUAGAGAAGAGCACCAGGAAACCUCUAGCUCAGCACCAAGAAGUGGUCCAGGAGCUGUUAUGAAAUAAAGAAGUCCCAGAAAACAUAAUUCUUCACCAAGACCUUGGCCAGGUCCUAGGAGUAUUGGAAACAAAUCUUAAAAGCAGCCAGAAAAAAAUCUCACAUUACAUACAAAA
Molecule: messenger RNA, 896 nt
Organism: Trichechus manatus latirostris (Florida manatee)
Lineage: Eukaryota; Metazoa; Chordata; Mammalia; Sirenia; Trichechidae
Product: nuclear autoantigen Sp-100-like
Exons: 8
Coding region: 90-788 (232 amino acids)
Biological process (GO): regulation of transcription by RNA polymerase II
Cellular component (GO): nucleus
Molecular function (GO): DNA-binding transcription factor activity, RNA polymerase II-specific
Source: RefSeq, a predicted model, not a curated record